Messenger RNA from Phlebotomus argentipes, 1153 nucleotides. RefSeq names its product trypsin-like. Gene Ontology annotation, biological process: proteolysis. Gene Ontology annotation, molecular function: serine-type endopeptidase activity. The transcript has 3 exons. The record is from RefSeq and is a predicted model, not a curated record. Bases 74 to 1096 code for a protein of 340 amino acids. NCBI's taxonomy places the organism in Eukaryota, Metazoa, Arthropoda, Insecta, Diptera, Psychodidae.
CCAAAGAGACCUCAUUCACUCCCGUCUUCACGCGACAUUCACUGCAUUUCACAGUUCAACAAGUUCAACAAAGAUGAAGAUACAAGUGAGCACGAGUUCAUUGUUGUUGGCAUUUCUGCUCUGCACAGCGAGUGUCCUUGGCCAGGACGAUCAGGAAGAUGACACAACAACUGAGACACAGUAUGAUGAUUACGAUGAUAGCGAUGUGCCUGUGAUUCCUGUCUACAUCCAGCCGCGAUUCGACGAAGAGGGCGACUUCAAGUGGUUCCCGCGGAUCAUCGGCGGCACACAGGCAGUCAUUGGGGAGUUUCCCGGGAAAGUAUCACUCCAGACUCGACUGGGGUCGCACUUCUGCGGAGGAACUCUGAUUGAUCUCACGCACAUUCUCACCGCAGCGCAUUGCGUCACGGACUCACGCGCUCAAGUCCUCAAUCCUGCCGCGAUACAAAUAAUGGCCGGCGAUGUGUCGAUUGUGCGAAACGACGCGGCGCCAACGAGAGAAGUGCGCUUCCUGUCGCACAUCUUCGUCCAUCCGGAUUACGACAUCGCGACCAUGGAGAAUGACAUCGCCGUGCUGCGCCUCAGCCUGCCGUUUCGCCUGCAGCAGGGCGUCGUGUCGCCACAGCCGCUGUCCAGGAGCAUUCCGGCCGUGGGCACGGUGUGCAACCUGGCGGGAUGGGGCACGACCGCCGAGGGCUCGAACACGCCCUCGCCCACGCUGCAGCGCGUGGACCUGGACAUCAUCGACACGGACAGGUGCAAUCAGUCCUAUCGCGGACUGCUGAGCGCCAACAUGUUCUGCGCCGGACACAUGGCCGGCGGCAGGGACUCGUGCCAGGGCGACUCCGGCGGCGGCCUGAUGUGCAACAACAUCGUCACGGGCAUCGUGUCCUUCGGCUACGGCUGCGGCCGCAGACACUUCCCGGGCGUGUACAUCGACGUGAGUCAGUACAUCGAGUGGAUCGAGACGAGCCAGCAAUUCGAGGGGGCGCACGUGGACAUUCCCACGCCGCGGCCAGCGGGCGCCGCCGCCUUCGUGCCAUCGGCGCUGCUCAUCCUGGCGGGAUUCCUCGUGAAAUCCUGCAGACUGUUCUGAAGCUCUUUAAUACAAUAUUUAGGGACUUUGUCAAAUAGUGAUGAAUAAAUCUUUUCC